ACUCGAAAUGCUCUUGCUCAAGGUGCUGAUGUUGUCAUUGAUCGGUGUAAUUUUGACAAGAGACAGCGAGAGACUUGGUUGCGUAUUGCUAGGCAGUUUCAUGCCGAUGUCUAUUGCCUUGAGCUCAAGACGAACCUUGCUCUAUGCCGUGCGCGCAUCAUGAACAGGCAUGAUCAUCCAACGCAAGUUCAAGGGACAUUUGGGACAACUGUUCUCGACAGGCAAAAGGCGCAGUAUCAACCG
This is a messenger RNA of Protomyces lactucae-debilis, 243 nucleotides long. Its product is annotated as AAA domain-containing protein. The transcript is spliced from 2 exons. The record is from RefSeq and is a predicted model, not a curated record. The annotation marks the transcript as partial. Lineage: Eukaryota; Fungi; Ascomycota; Taphrinomycetes; Taphrinales; Protomycetaceae.